AUGGGCGGAUACCUAUCAACGUUCACAAAGCUGAUAUGGGCAAAGAAGGAGAUACGGAUAUUGAUUCUGGGGCUUGAUAAUGCUGGCAAGACAACACUACUAUACAGACUCAAGAUUGGCGAAGUAGUCACAACAAUACCAACAAUAGGCUUCAACGUCGAGUCGGUAACAUACAAGAACCUGAAUUUCAACGUCUGGGACCUAGGAGGCCAGACCUCGAUCCGCCCGUACUGGCGCUGCUACUAUGCCAACACGGCCGCCGUAAUAUUCGUCAUUGACAGUACCGACAUUGAGCGCCUCACGACUGCUUCUGAAGAACUCCGCGCCAUGCUCAACGAAGAAGAACUCCGCGACGCUGCGCUCCUCGUCUUCGCGAACAAACAGGAUCAACCAGGCGCAAAGGGCGCGGGCGAGAUUAGCGAGGCGCUGCGGCUCGGCGAGCUCAAAGAUAGGAAUUGGAGCAUUGUCGCGUGCAGUGCUGUCGACGGAAGGGGUGUGCAGGAGGGCAUGGAUUGGCUGGUGAGCAACGUGGGAGAGGGAAACAACUGA
Messenger RNA from Exserohilum turcica Et28A, 549 nucleotides. RefSeq lists its product as uncharacterized. The transcript has 4 exons. The record is from RefSeq and is a predicted model, not a curated record. Gene Ontology annotation, molecular function: GTP binding; GTPase activity. The coding region runs from base 1 to 549 and encodes 182 amino acids. NCBI's taxonomy places the organism in Eukaryota, Fungi, Ascomycota, Dothideomycetes, Pleosporales, Pleosporaceae. Gene Ontology annotation, biological process: intracellular protein transport; vesicle-mediated transport. Gene Ontology annotation, cellular component: Golgi apparatus; cytoplasm.